Messenger RNA from Scatophagus argus, 3937 nucleotides. It is a transcript of the gene lcmt2, whose product is annotated as leucine carboxyl methyltransferase 2. Gene Ontology annotation, biological process: tRNA methylation; wybutosine biosynthetic process. The coding region runs from base 207 to 2246 and encodes 679 amino acids. Gene Ontology annotation, molecular function: tRNA methyltransferase activity; protein binding. NCBI's taxonomy places the organism in Eukaryota, Metazoa, Chordata, Actinopteri, Scatophagidae. The transcript is spliced from 14 exons. The record is from RefSeq and is a predicted model, not a curated record.
UUGUCACUGUGGGUUCCAGGUCGCAAGGGGGCGCAAGAACGCAGAUAGGAAGGUACUCGGAAGUCUUUACCACGUGAAGGAUGUUGAUUUAUUUUGAACAGCGAACUAUUUCAACAUCGAUAACCUUCUUAUCAACACUUAUUUUAUGUACCGUACAAUGUGUUUUAGAGUGUACCUGCGAAAUGAAGUGACAGUUUUCUGACAUUAUGCCAGCCACAAACAGAAGGAAGCAGAAGCAAGGGAGAGACACCGCGGUACAGGGAACCAAUGACAGCAGUGUGGUGAGCAAGGUGUCUGCUGCAGCGCACGGCUACUUCCAGGAUGUCUUCCUUCAGCACUUGGUGUGCAAAGUGACCAGGAGAGCCCCACUCAUCAACAGGGGCUAUUAUGUGCGCUGGAGAGCUGUGGACCACUGUGUGAGGAGGUUCCUACACGUUACUGAAAACUGCCCCAAGAGACAGAUUUUGUCAUUGGGUGCAGGGUUCGAUUCUCUGUAUUUCCGCCUACAUGCAGAUGAAGCACUUGACAGAGCUGUUGUGUUUGAGGUAGACUUUCCUGAUGUGGCGCGGCGCAAGGCCGCCCUGAUCGAUUCGAAUGUUACACUGAGACUGAUGUUAGGCCCCCUUUUAUCUUUUGUGACAGGGCCUGUAUAUGUAUCUAGUGGUCAGUACCGUCUGUUAGGGGUAGAUGUUAGGGAGGAGUCCCAAGUGGAGGAGGCUCUGGGUGGAGCUGGGCUGGACUGGUCUGCCCCUACGCUAGUUCUGUCUGAAGUUGUGCUUACCUACAUGGAAACACAAUGGUCAGAUGCUGUCAUCAGCUGGACAGCAAAGCUCUUGCCACAGUCACUCUUUGUUGUAUAUGAGCAGAUACGUCCACAUGAUCCCUUUGGACAGAUCAUGCAGGAUCAUUUCCUGAAACUAAAUUCAGCUCUUCAUGCCCUCCGACAGUACCCAGACACUGCUGCACAGAGACACAGGUUCCUGGACAAGGGCUGGGAGCAGUGUGUAUGUCUGGAUAUGAAUGUCUUCUACCUCGGGCUGGUCCCUGAGGAGGAGCGAUGCAGAGUGGAGAAGCUUGAGCCUUUUGAUGAAUAUGAGGAAUGGCAUCAGAAAUGUUCCCACUACUUCAUCCUUACUGCAUGUCGAGGUGCUUUGACGGCGCAGGCUUUACUCACACAGGCUCCAGUGUCGUCAAUGUCAUCCACUUGCACAUCUUGGAGCCCCAUAGCCCUCAGUGUGCAGACCGUACCAGUUUGUAUGGAAGGGCUGGGGAUGGCUUCCUCCUUGGUGAGCCCAGGGCAGAUCCUGCUGACAGGAGGCUCUAGCAGAGGAGGUAGGGGGGCAGCAACUCAGUUUCUCAUCAGGGGCCAGGAAGGCUGGAGAUCUGCCAGUGUGGAACUGUCAGGAGGUUUGGGUGUUCGACUCUACCACACUAUCACCUCUCUUCCUGGAGGAGAUUUGGUGGUAUACGGCGGUCGCUCGUCUCCACUCAACCCAAUUCAAGGUCUUCUGAGAGUAACUCUGAACCCCCACAGUCCAUCUGGUUGUCUCGACUCAGAGGACCGAGACAUGGUGAAACUUUGUGUAGAGCAGAUUGUCUGUACGGGUGAUCCACCACCAGCGAGAUGGAGGCACACUGCCACUGUGGUCAGUCACAAUGGCAAAGAUUUUCUGUUUGUGUUUGGGGGAAAGAACGAAUCAGAAGUAGUUCUGGGUGACUGCCACUUCCUGUGUCAAGACCAGCAGCACUGGACUGAGAUCCCAGUAGAGGGUGCAGCUCCAGAGGCCCGCCAUUCCCACUCAGCAUGUUCAUAUCAGAGCGGUGUGGUGGUGUUCGGAGGAUUAGACCGAAGGGGAGUGCCACUGGGUGACACAGUGGUGUUAAGGCAAAAUGAGAGAGGUUUCUACUGGGAAAGAAUAGAGGUGCAGCCAUCUCCUGUUCCCAGGUACUCUCAUUCUGCCCAUGUGAUUGGUCAAAGGCUGGUUGUGGUCGGUGGAGUUUGGCUGCAUUCAGAUGGUGUACCAGGUGGUGUUAUUAUCAACCUCACCACACACAGCAGCAUGGAGUUCAGUCUGGACACGACCUCAGUGCCCUGGCCUCUGAUGCUUCACUCAUUCUGCUCUGAGCUUCCAGAUCCAAGGAAGCCAGAACUGCUACUGAUGGGUGGGGGAGGAAACUGUUUCUCCUUUGGGACUCACUUCAACCUUCAGCCUGUCACUGUUGACCUCGGACCUAUGCUGGGAUGAAGUAGCCUUAAGAGUUUCUGUGAAACCGUUCAGCUCAAAUCAGUGACUUAAAAUGAGGAAGUUAUGCCAUCCAAACUCCAGCCACAAGACACGCUAGCCAGGAUGAAACAGUUGAACUUGGAUUAUUUCCGACUGUAUAAAUAGAGCUUAUGUCAGGCCUGUUCAGAGGUCCAGGCAAGUGAUGUUGUGAUUGUUAUUGAUCCCUGAAGUGCAGAUGUCUGAUUUAAGUGUGCCUUUUAAGGGCACAAAAGCUUAAAAGACAUUAAACAACUUAUGUAUAGAAAAUCCAAAGAAAUGUUGUCUGCUUACUGGACAGGUUUUUAUUUGGAAGACCUCAGUUCAAAAUCACAAAAUAGUCAAUGAAAAUUCUCAUCAAAUAUCAGCAUAGUAGGUGAUUUUCUUGGAUGGAACUUAAAUCAUUCAGUGAAGCGCCUGAAGGACUGGACUGUCGGACUGAUGGCACCCCAGUCACCGGGCUUGCGGUAUUCCCCUUUCUCCAGGAAGUACUGCCUUCCUCGGUAGUUGGGGUGUUCGUAGAAAACCCACCAUCCGUCAAAGACUUUACAGGAGUUGACCUCCCUCCAGCGGAACUUCUCCAGAAGUGAGGGACAGUCUUCUGUGGCCUCAAAGACCUGACCCCCGAAGUCCGCCUUCUCAUACAGCUGCAUCUUGUAAGGGGUUCCACUAGUCUAAAAGGUGACAGGAGGAAAGGAGAUAGAAGGGGUGAGGGGGUAGAUGACAGGUGGAGGCGUUGUUAGUGGAGAGGGUUGGGAAAGUAUCGGGAGUGGAAGUGGGGUAACAGAAAAGGGGUAGGUGGGAUAUAUAGGGGAAUUAGAUAUGCAGCAGCAGGGAAAAUGUUUGUAGCACUGCACGAGUAAGCGCUCACAAUAUUAUGAGUGUCACGGUGAACUAUCCUUCAGUGUAUCUGGCAAGAUCUUUAAUCAAACACCAUCCAUCAUUGUUUGCAUCUUGUUUGCUCACUGUUUCGUGACUUCAUAAAUAGUACGAAACUGUACACAUGAAAGCCAGAUAACCAAAUUGAUUUUUGUGUGAGCGUCCCUGCCUCCAGGCUGUGGGUCGGUUGGACCAACGCCUGAUCAUACAAAUGGCCUGACCCAGGUAUUGGUCUGCAUUGACAAAGCCCUGCAGUCAGUGGUAACGUGAACUCUGAUAUGUCCAUCAGAGAGUGUUGCUCCCCCUCUCACUGUAGCUUUUAUCAAUUCAACUAACUUCUGCCUGAGUGACUCAUAAACCUCAAGCUCGUAUCCCCCAGACUUUUCUGCUUCACCCUACGUUACAUUUUGAAAGGUUACCAGUCCAUCAAUAAAUUGGCACCCUGUGUUGGGCACAGGGUUGCCCACAGGCCAAAGUUGGCCCACCAAAGGUUUUUUUACAAAUGAAAAACAUUUUAGAAUUAUGAUAUAAAUCACUGUUUAGUUCUUUAAAUAUAUGGGAUCCAUAAUUAUGAUUACUUGUCAUAAUCUGAGCUAAGGUUGUUAAAAGUAUCAGGGUGUUGAUACUUUUUUAAUGGCAUGCUUUUAAAACAAUGGGAUAUAUGCCCUUGAUAUUACUGAGGGAAAAAAAACAGAUCUCCAAUCAGAUUUUUGACACAAGGCUGCACUGAUAUUAACAUUAUUAUGAAUGUGUUGGUAUGUGUCCAGUGACCUUUUUUGUACAGUUGGUUUAAUAAU